Molecule: messenger RNA, 1235 nt
Organism: Lytechinus variegatus (green sea urchin)
Lineage: Eukaryota; Metazoa; Echinodermata; Echinoidea; Temnopleuroida; Toxopneustidae
Product: cytochrome P450 2J4-like
Exons: 5
Coding region: 9-1211 (400 amino acids)
Biological process (GO): xenobiotic metabolic process
Cellular component (GO): cytoplasm; intracellular membrane-bounded organelle
Molecular function (GO): oxidoreductase activity, acting on paired donors, with incorporation or reduction of molecular oxygen, reduced flavin or flavoprotein as one donor, and incorporation of one atom of oxygen; iron ion binding; heme binding
Source: RefSeq, a predicted model, not a curated record
AAUUACUCAUGCUAUUACAAAUACCAGACUUUGCAGGCACGGCUUUUCUUUUUAUCCUAAAAAUAAAUCUAGGAAUAAUCGUAGCUGAAGGGGAAGUUUGGCGUGAUCACCGGAAGUUCACCCAUUCUGUUUUCCGUGAGCUUGGCGUAGGGAAGAAGAGCUACGAAGACACUAUCAGGACUGAGAUGGAUCAACUGAUUAGGGCCAUCGAGGAAAAGAGAGGGUCAUCAUUUAAUCCAAAUAUUCUCCUCGGGAAGGCUGUUUUCAACGUCAUCUGUACGAUCAUGUUUGGAACACAGUAUACGUACGACGAUUAUGACUUUCUGAAGGUACUAAACUUCAUGAAUGUCUUCUCGCGCAACUUAGGCGGAGGAGGUUCAAUAUUGUAUCUCCCCAUCCCUGGAUUGGCAAAGGUUCCAUUCGGAGUCCCUAAACUGAUGUCCAAGAUCAUCUCCGAGUUCAACGACUUCGCCCAAGCCCAGAUAGAAGCCCAUGAGAGGACCAUUGAUCCUGAUAAUCCGAGAGACUACAUUGACCGUUAUAUCAUUAGAAUGGCUCAAAAGAAGGGUACUGACUCGACCUUGGACCAGACUAAUCUCAGAAAGUCUAUCAUGGACCUUUUCUUCGCUGGUUCGGAUACCACUUCGACCACUCUGACGUGGGCCAUCCUAUUCAUGAUCGCCUAUCCUGAAGUGCAGUCACGUGUCCAGGCCGAGCUCGAUCAGGUGAUCGGCAGGGACCGAAAUGCGAAGUUGGACGACCGCCCAAAUCUACCGUAUACCAAUGCCGUACUGAUGGAGAUCCAACGGAAAGGGGCAAUAGUGCCACUUGGUUUGCCCCACAUAGCAGCUGCUGACGUCACUCUGGAUGGCUAUACAAUUCCAAAGGGCGCCAUCAUCAUGGCUAACCUUUGGAAGGUCUUUAACGAUGGCAAUCUUUGGAAGAACCCUGACGCUUUCAAACCUGAGAGGUUUCUAAACCAAGCAGGAGAACUGAUCAAGAAAGACGAGCUCAUCUUCUUCAGUACUGGUCGUCGUGAAUGUCCAGGGAAGCAGUUAGCCAGGGUUGAGGUUUUUCUUGCAUUUACUACUCUUCUCCAUCGAUUCACCAUGACGAAGCCCCCUAACUCACCCCCACUGUCAUUUAAAGGGAUACUUGGUAUUGCCAGGAGUGCCUCUCCAUUCGAAAUAUGUGCAGUCCCACGAGACUAAUAGGGAUUUUUCGUACUCCAACAA